AUGGAUCCGUUCAUAAGCGCACUUUUUGAUGCGACGGACUGCCAGCUGUGGAAGCCACCGAAGCGAAGACCGCGGGAGCCAGCACCGGCGCGGCACCUGGAUAGUUUCCUCUUGCUUGUGAAGCACGCCUCAGAUCUUGGGGACGGUGACGCCUUCCGGAACAGGUUCGGUCGGGUCGGUCUCUGGCCGAACGGACCCAGAGGUGGGCCGUCAGGACCCGGCAUUGAGGCGGCGACCGAGGGAUAUGGGGCAUCUGGACACACGGACGGAUACAUGUCGGGACAUACUUACGGGACGCGUAUGAGACACAGUCGGAGUUUGCCGCACCAGCGAAUCGGGCCGUCCGACUCGGCCCUGGGUGUCCCCGGGGCGGGCGGUGCAGCCGAUGGUGUUGUUCUGAUCCGGUCGCCGGGUCAAGUGGACGGCCAACUGACCACAGACGACAUGGCCAUGUCUUCCAGUCCGGGUUCAGUCUCAGGCGCAGUCUCCGUGUCGGAAGCAGUCUCGGUCUCCGUUCCCGCCCCUCUCCCACUCCGCCGAGACCCUCAGCCACUCGAACAGCGCUGGGACUGGAAUUCUGGCGCAGACACCGCCCCCGACUCCGCCCUACCCGAGACCAACCGUCCGCGACCAGCCGUGGCCAAACACCCUGCUCUUCGCAAGGACAUCAAGCGCUCCUGUCCCACCUGCGGUUCCACCAACACGAGCCAAUGGCGCGUCAUCUCCGGUCUCGUCCAUUGCAAUGCCUGCUACGCCAAACUUAGACGCUGGCUACAACGCAACCGCAAAUCAAUGUAUAAACCAGCUGACACAAUGCAAGGCUUCAAAGCCAUAACCCAUGGUGGCAUGGUCUAA
Gregarina niphandrodes is the source of this 855-nucleotide messenger RNA. RefSeq lists its product as hypothetical. The record is from RefSeq and is a predicted model, not a curated record. The transcript has a single exon. The coding region runs from base 1 to 855 and encodes 284 amino acids. Lineage: Eukaryota; Apicomplexa; Conoidasida; Eugregarinorida; Gregarinidae.